Messenger RNA from Fusarium verticillioides 7600, 2215 nucleotides. RefSeq lists its product as hypothetical. NCBI's taxonomy places the organism in Eukaryota, Fungi, Ascomycota, Sordariomycetes, Hypocreales, Nectriaceae. The transcript has a single exon. The record is from RefSeq and is a predicted model, not a curated record. Bases 1331 to 1636 code for a protein of 101 amino acids.
GUCCGUCACACGCUGGCGUUGAUAGCAGAGAGUCUGGAACCUCGAACGACUAGCUGAAUCUACCAGUAGCGGGAGAUAGAGUAUAGUCGUGGGGGAGGCGCUCCCAGGCGAUUCUAAUGUGCGUCGGCGACGUUUCGGUGCGCCCGUCUGGCCGGCUUGAUUGUUUCGCUGUUUCUGAGAGUCCAAGGUAUCGUGAUACGGGCGGGGACAUACUUGAUAGGUAUAAUUAGAGCUGAACCCUUUGCCAUGUAUCCGAGUUGGUGCAGGUGAGGCCUUUUUCGUUAUCGAUACGAGAUGGAGCCUUAGAGUUUCGAACUAUCGAGAAGCGAGUCGGGGGGAAGGUGCAAGGGAAACGCAAUCACUCGGAUAGACGGCUCGAGAUGAGGAAGUUAUAUAAUGAAUAAUUUACACUGCCAUUGAGGGGAUCCUAUCGUGAUUUGUUGGCCGGAGGGGAGAAGCUUGCUCUGAAACAUCUGGCAAAUGAUUCGAGUCGAGGCGACGAUAGUUCAUGAGUCAAAACUCUGUUCAACAUUUAAAUUAAACCAAGUGGAAGAGUAAAGCCUCGUGAGAUCAAUGCCGAUGGUGUUGAGUGAAACUAAGGUUCCAGUGGAGGGACCUGCCUUGGGUAUGGCCUGUAGUACUCCGUAGUUGUAAAUGAAAAAGAAGAAAAAAAAGUCUCACAGAGGCAAAUGCCAAGCACCACUAAGAAUAACCAUAAAUACUACUAUAAUCAUUCCUUGCGCCAACCAACAAUAACUCGGCCAGAAUGCAAAUAUCGCAAUACCAAUGCUGCAAUGCAAUGCAAUGCAAUGCUCUGUCAGUGGCACUCUUUAUCAGCCGUCCAAGCAAAACUACAGCAGUCAUAGACAGGACAGACAGUGACGGUUCCGGUUCCCACCACCGCGGAUCCUCUGAAAGCCACCCAAGUACUGAUACCCUUAUUUGCAUGCGGCAAUGCGGCAAACAGUAAGCAUAUCAGGAAGCCAAUUAUCCCUCCCGAGCUUAUUUCAAGCUGGGCUUGGCUCUGUCUGGCUGAGAUCCCCAGGCCCAAUGCGAGGCUUGUCCCUUGGCUGCUCUUGGCCCCAUUACCUCAGCAGGUGACGGGGGCUAGAACCCAUCAGAAGGCUUAAUUAAGCCGCUCCUGGAAAGCCCCGUGCAGGGAUUGAAAAGUCACUGAAGCUUGGCUGCUGAUCGUCUUGGCUGCCUGGACGUGAAUGGGUGAAUUGUCUACAAGCGGUCGUUGUGUGUGUGUACUGUAUCAGAUACGGUACCGGUACAUACAAUUUCACCGCUGUAUCAGAUUUCGUUGGCUAUCAAAAACAAGUCCAUCAUGUGUUAUAAUUUAAAAGACAGUCGGCCACGAAACGGAACUCUCGGCUUGUGGGAGAAGCAGCAUCAUCGUCCAACGUGCGUCCUUCUACCGCACAAAGCGCAGAAUAGGGCCGGAUGGGUCUCGUCUAGAAAUAGUUCAGGAGAGGCGGCCAUGCUCCUAAGCGAGACAUCAGUGCUUAUGUAUCAGGAUUAUGAUGAGCGGUUCUUGGCUCGCGAUGAAAUUGGCAAGACAUUUUUGUCUCUGACGGAAUAUGCCUUCUUUGAAAGAUACAUUUCAUUUAACAAAUGGCACGAUACCAAAUAAACAUAGAAAAGGUAUUUCCCGUUCCAUGUUACAGUGCUAUUGUUGCGUCCUUUGAGCCUUAUUUGGGUUUCGUCAGCCCUUGGCGGAUGAUGCGGCUUUGGAACACUCCAAAUUUUAGGCUUGGCACCAAGUGCCGUGGCCCGAGUCUAGGGGUUGUCGGGAACAGCCUCGGAUUUGUCGUGCUCUUUUGAUCAUCUGGGGUUUUUUCCCAACUCAAAAGGAGUUAACUGAGUUGGUUUGGCUUGGGUUGGGUCACGGCACAAAUUACGAUUGUCCAAGAGGCCGAGCUUCAAAGCGUCUUGGCUCGCACGAGAUAUCAGGUUUUGAUACUCCGUACUCCAUGGCAUUGCACAGACUUAAGUCCUGGUGGAUGGUGGACCAGACCUGACUUCAUUUCCUGUGCAAGUGCCAAGAUCGAUCAGUUAUUCCUCAAAAGUUCCCGGUGUCAGAGAGGGAGAGGGUCAUGUACUUUGUCGUCUUAUAGCCCGCUUGGUCUCCUCUGAUCAACUAUCAGGGAUAAUCGGUGCUGUAAAAAAAAAAAAAAAAAAAGUUCCUCGCAGGUUGAUUGCCUGUCCCAGC